Molecule: messenger RNA, 573 nt
Organism: Ricinus communis (castor bean)
Lineage: Eukaryota; Viridiplantae; Streptophyta; Magnoliopsida; Malpighiales; Euphorbiaceae
Exons: 3
Coding region: 138-398 (86 amino acids)
Source: RefSeq, a predicted model, not a curated record
UAAAUUUUACAUCUAUGUGUCCAAUCUACUCAGAUCAUAUUAGCCUGCAGUGCAGAUAUAUCCUCAUAAGACUGCCUUGAGUUGCAAUACCUUCUUGAACUUGAAGGAGCAAUUAGUUUCUUAUUACCAACCUUCUAAUGGCUCGUUGGAUUAAGCCAGAGGUCUACCCAUUGAUGGCUGCAAUGACCUUUGUAACAAGUUUGUGCGCCUUCCAACUUACAAGGAACAUGUUUCUGAAUCCUGAUGUCAGGAUCAACAAAGCUCACCGCCGCACGGCAGUGCUUGAAAACGAAGUGGAAGGAGAGCAAUAUGCUGAACAUGGCCUCAGAAAAUUCCUUCGAACUCGCCCACCUGAAAUCAUGCCUUCCAUCAACCAUUUCUUCUCUGAAGACAAAUAAUUACAUGGCUCAGAAUGUUAUCCACAGGAAUCAUUAAUUGUCAACAACUUUAUUAUCUUGUUCUAUACAGUGUGCAAAUUUGUGCUUGCUUUUUCAAUUUUUAAACUGAGAACUACCCAGUCUCACUUGUUAUAUACUUUUCCAAGUAAUAAGAGAGACAAGAUUAUUUAUUUAA